AUGGAUGAGGACUGCUGCGUUAAAUCUGCUCUGGACUGUUUUCGGGCCAAAGUGUUUUACCUGUCAGUCACUGAUGCCAAACUAAAGCGCUCACAGAAGAUCAUCUCACAUGAGCUUCGCAAAUCAGUCAUUCUGGACAGUGUGUCCAAUUGCAAGCCUGAAGAGAUACAGAAAGCUCAGUGCAAAUCAUGUGACUCGUACAAGAAGGUUGACAGCCAAACAUUUGUGCAGAAUUUUCAAACUCUUCUGCAGAAGGUUAGUUCAAAACGAUCCUGA
Molecule: messenger RNA, 276 nt
Organism: Sinocyclocheilus rhinocerous
Lineage: Eukaryota; Metazoa; Chordata; Actinopteri; Cypriniformes; Cyprinidae
Product: interleukin-21-like
Exons: 4
Coding region: 1-276 (91 amino acids)
Source: RefSeq, a predicted model, not a curated record